AUGACGAUUAGAACAGUCCGUCCGAACCGGUUACAACAUUUCCGGCCCCGCAUGCACUGCUUCAAAAAGCUAGAGGCCAUUGUGGUGGAAAUGCAGGACCCAAAAAGUGGGGUCAAAGGCUCGGAGCAGAAACUCAACGUCAAUACCAUACCACAUGUCAUCACUGGUAUAGACAUUAUCACAUGGAUCAGCAACAAGAUGAAGACCACUCCAGAAGAGGUUCAGGCCUUUGGCACCAUGUUAGUGGCUUACGGCUACAUCUACCCCCUGCAGAACCACAAGAAGCUGGUGAUGUGCAACGACGGCAGCCUCUACCGCUUCCAGACCCCGUACUUCUGGCCGACACAGAAAUGGGUUGCAGAGGACUCUGACUAUGCCAUUUACCUGGCAAAGAGGAACAUCCGCAAGAAAGGCCUGCUAGAACCCUACGAACAGGUACAUUACAACCACCUCCAUGAUUGGCUGAACCAUAAGUGGGACUUCAUUGUGAUGCAGGCCACUGAGCAGUACAAGGCUGGUAAGGAGAGGAAGAAGCCGGAUCGUGUGGUGUUUGACUGCCAGGAGAGGGCGUACUGGAUAGUCAACAGGCCACCGCCUCGUACUCACAGCGCUAUGGACUGUGGUCCAGAACGUCUUAUUGAUCCAACCGCAGAUGAGAAAAUCACCUUUGACGCGUACAGACGCAUGAACCUGUUCUACCAACAAGCUAUCAUGAGGUCAAAGGUCAAAUCUAGUGUGUCCCUUGGAGCACUGGCCAAGUACGUCACAACCUACAAAAACCACGACCCGUUCCUGGCUCCCUGUCUACCCAGCAACCCCUGGCAAACAGACAAUGACGCAUACUGGACUUUCAACACGAGACGAGUUGACGUUCCCACUAAGAUGCGAGUGGAGCGCUGGUCCUUCAGCUUGUUCGAGCUGCUGAGCGACCUGCGAGGUCGAGACGACUUCAAGGUCUUCCUCAAGAAGGAGUUCAGCGGGGAGAACUUGGCUUUUUGGGAGGCAGCUGAAGAACUGAAGUGGGGCACAGCAUCUUCCAUGUCAUCAAAGGCUGAGACCAUUUUCAAGACCUUCUUGGCCCCCGGUGCCCCCCGCUGGAUCAACAUUGAUGGCAGGACAAUGGGUCUGACAGUGAAAGGCCUGGAUCAUCCUCACCGCUACGUACUGGAAGCAGCCCAGACACACGUGUUCCUGCUCAUGAAGAAGGAUACUUUCUUCCGUUACCUCAAGUCACCAGUGUACAAAGACAUCCAGAAGAAGGCCCUGAACCCUGAGCCUCAUAACUUCAGUCCAGCCCAGCUGGAGCAAAAUGCUCAGAACCGAAGUCUAGGCAUCCAUCCCAUCAUCCUCUGGGAGCAGGAGGAGGUGGAAAAGGCCAAGGCUGCUGCUGCCUCCGCACCCGUCGACGUCAAGGCCAUGAUGAGCAAAAUAGACAGGAACAAGUAG
This is a messenger RNA of Anoplopoma fimbria (sablefish), 1446 nucleotides long. RefSeq names its product regulator of G protein signaling 9a (gene rgs9a). NCBI's taxonomy places the organism in Eukaryota, Metazoa, Chordata, Actinopteri, Perciformes, Anoplopomatidae. Bases 1 to 1446 code for a protein of 481 amino acids. Gene Ontology annotation, biological process: G protein-coupled receptor signaling pathway; intracellular signal transduction; regulation of G protein-coupled receptor signaling pathway. The record is from RefSeq and is a predicted model, not a curated record. The transcript is spliced from 17 exons.